GGGCCGGUGCCGGCGCCCGGCGGAGCGGCCGCGGCGGGGCAGGUGCGCGGCGGGCGGUGAGGCGGCGCCGCCGCCGCCAUGGACACGUCGGGGCACUUCCACGACUCGGGCGUGGGGGACCUGGAGGAGGACCCCCGGUGCCCUUGCCCGUCGUCGGGGGACGAGCGCCCGCCGCCCGCCGCGCUGCCGCCGCUCCAGCACAGCCUGUUGCACUCCUCGCCCGGGUCGCUGCGGGCCCCUCCUCCCGCCGCCCCCGCCGCCCUCCACCCUUCCUCCCGCCACGGCAGCCAGCUCAACCUCAGCGACCACUUGGCCGGUCACUCGCCGGGCUCGGCGGCGGGCGGUGGCGGCAAGCACCGGCAGCCCAGCCCGCUGGUGCACCGGCGGGACAGCAACCCGUUCACCGAGAUCGCCAUGAGCUCCUGCAAGUACAGCGGGGGGGUGAUGAAGCCCCUCAGCCGGCUCAGCGCCUCCCGCAGGAACCUCAUCGAGGCGGAGCCCGAGGCGCAGCCGCUGCAGCUCUUCGGGGCCGGCGGGCCCCCCGAAAUCGUCGUCUCGCGCGAGGACAACCACGCGCCCACCACGCGGCCCCCCGCCCGCCGAGGCCCCCGCGCCGACCGCCCGCCUGCCCGCCCGGCCCCCGCCGCCUUCGCCAAGGGACCCAAGCGCAAGGCGCAGAACAUCGGCUACCGCCUGGGCCACCGGCGCGCGCUCUUCGAGAAGCGCAAGCGCCUCAGCGACUACGCGCUCAUCUUCGGCAUGUUCGGCAUCGUCGUCAUGGUCAUCGAGACCGAGCUCUCCUGGGGGCUCUACUCCAAGGACUCCAUGUUCUCCCUGGCCCUGAAAUGCCUUAUCAGCCUGUCCACCGUCAUCCUGCUGGGCCUCAUCAUCGCCUACCACACGCGGGAGGUGCAGCUCUUUGUGAUCGACAACGGGGCCGACGACUGGCGGAUAGCGAUGACGUACGAGCGCAUCCUCUACAUCAGCCUGGAGAUGCUGGUUUGUGCCAUACACCCCAUCCCCGGGGAGUACAAAUUUUUCUGGACAGCCCGCCUGGCUUUCUCCUACACGCCUUCUCGGGCAGAGGCGGACGUGGACAUCAUCCUGUCCAUCCCCAUGUUCCUGCGCCUCUACCUGAUCGCCCGGGUGAUGCUGCUGCACAGCAAGCUCUUCACCGACGCCUCGUCGCGCAGCAUCGGGGCGCUCAACAAGAUCAACUUCAACACGCGCUUCGUCAUGAAGACCCUCAUGACCAUCUGCCCCGGGACGGUGCUGCUGGUCUUCAGCAUUUCCCUCUGGAUCAUCGCCGCGUGGACGGUCCGGGUGUGCGAGAGGUACCACGACCAGCAGGACGUAACCAGCAACUUCCUGGGGGCCAUGUGGCUCAUCUCCAUCACCUUCCUCUCCAUCGGGUAUGGUGACAUGGUCCCGCACACCUACUGCGGGAAGGGGGUCUGCCUCCUCACUGGCAUCAUGGGCGCCGGCUGCACAGCCCUGGUGGUGGCCGUGGUGGCCAGGAAGCUGGAGCUCACCAAAGCGGAGAAGCACGUCCACAACUUCAUGAUGGACACGCAGCUGACCAAGCGGAUCAAGAACGCUGCAGCCAACGUCCUGCGGGAGACGUGGCUCAUCUACAAGCACACCAAGCUGCUGAAAAAGAUUGACCACGCAAAAGUCAGGAAGCACCAGAGGAAGUUCCUACAAGCCAUUCACCAGUUGCGGAGCGUGAAGAUGGAGCAGAGGAAGCUGAGCGACCAGGCCAACACGCUGGUUGACCUUUCAAAGAUGCAGAACGUGAUGUACGACCUCAUCACCGAGCUCAACGACCGCAGCGAGGACCUGGAGAAGCAGAUCGGCAGCCUGGAGUCCAAGCUGGAGCAGCUGAGCGCCAGCUUCAACUCCCUGCCGCUGCUCAUCGCGGACAUGCUGCGCCAGCAGCAGCAGCGCCUGCUCGCCGCCCUCAUCGAGGCGCGGGGGGUCAGCGUGGCGGUGGGCACCCCGCAAACUCCUCUCUCCGAGAGCCCCAUCGGGGUCAGCUCCACCUCCUUCCCCACCCCUUACACUAGCUCAAGCAGCUGCUAAAAACGCAGAGCGAAGCCCCUCGGCCCUCCACGGACACGGGAAGAGCUGACGCGCAGGUCCUGAGGUCUCAAGGGACUUUCUUCGGGUUUCUCGAAGCGCCGCGGGAGCGUUCGGUGCGACCAGCGGUGCCGAGCGGGUGCUCGGAGCUCGCUAACGCCUUGGAAUCGGAAAUCUCACCCCCGUUUAGGUGCCUCUACACGUGGUGAAGGAAGGGGACGGGAGGCAAAGCCUCUGGCAAGGCCCGUGCCGCAGUGUUUGGUGGAGGACAGAAAUCCACGCUCAAUCUCAGGUCUUCACAUUGAAAACAAAACAAAAACAAAACCAAGUCGGAAGCACUGAAGCAACGGAGACACCAGAGGAAGAGUAUUCCACUGUGUGGACCCCGGGGCCGGGCGCGAGGCCAGGGCCGCUCACCCAGGGCGUGCUCCCCUUGCUCCUGCUCCGCUCCCAGCCCCGGCGGGCAGGCGCCCACCCCGUGGCUUCUUGCACAGGCUCUGACCCAAGAUGUCCACGCUCCAUCCCAUCUCCUUGCCAAGACACGAAUGCACACACGCACCUCUCGCGUUCCAGGGUAGGUGGCGGUGCCUGACCUGCGUGGGGGUGUUUCUCCGGAGCAGCGAGAGGUUUCUGCUCGGGCAGGACAAGCAGCAGUUCUUCUUCUUCUUGGCGCCCGGAGCUCGGGAAGCAGUGCCUAAAGCAGGCGGGGAACGCCGCCCCGGUUCGGAGGUGUCCCCACCGUCACCCACCCCGGAGCACCCCUGCGUUUCGGGAGGGCGCCGGGCAUGUCCCCAAGCCUGGUGCCGUUGGCAGCGGCCCCAGAACUGCCGGGUGCCCAAGGCCUCCAGCCGAGCCAACGGCGCCAAGGUUGGGGGCUCCCUGCAAAGCGGUGUAGUGACGAAGGCGAGUACCGCGUGGGACGCUUCAUCUGUUUAAAACCAACCCACCUCCCUUGUCCCGCUUCUGCUGGGUUUGGUGGGGAUCAGCAGCACCAUCCGGGGCCGGCUCCGGCUUGUAGCGGGUGCUCAGCUCUGACGGACGCUUGGGCAUCACCCGGCCACUUUGGGAAGGAACCGUUUUCUGUUCUGCUUUCGCCAUUUCCCCUUUUUCUUAGCUCUGCCCUGCCGUUGCUGUGGGGCUCUGCCUGGUCUUUGCACAGAGCCUUGCCUCCUGCCAGCAGGCUGCAGCUCUGGGAUGGUGUUUGCUGCUUUCAAUGAAAACUCAGCAGAGGAUAUUUAUAUAUUUUUAAACAGAUGAAGUAACCAUGUAAUUACUCCGCGAUAUUAAUUACACAUCACCCGGCAGUGUCAGUAAUUGUAAUCAAAGUCACUGUGUUACGCCAGGUAUACUUAGCCUGUAAUCUUCUCCUGUGUAACUCUUUCACUUCCAUAAAUAACGCCGCAUUUCACGCACGUAGGCAGGGCCGUAUCAGCCUGGUGCAGAGGGAUUUCUGUGCAAAACUCCACUUACUGCUGGUGGUAGGUGUUUUACUCCCUGCGCCCUGCAAUUAAAGUUGCAUAGGAAACAAGCGGCGGGUAGCGAGGCGCGCUCCCCCCCGCCAGCUCCAGCCAUCAGCAUGCGGUGGAGGAGGAGGAGGAGGAAGAGGAGGAAGGCUCCUCUGCUGUGGGCUCCGGGGGAGCUGCAAAACGAGCUCCUGGUGCUGCAGAGGUGGUUGUGUUAAGGCUGUCGGUAGCAUGGUAGCAAGCCGUGGUUGUUCUUGUCGCGUGUUUUGCAUUCAGGGAGGAGAGGAGGUGCACGGAGAUCACUGCCAGCCUUUUCUGUUCCUUGGCCGGCAGCAGAUAUUCAGCUUCUGGGAAUGCGCUGCUCUUCCCCUUUUCAAAGAUCUUGUCAUUAGUGGAAUUGUAGGGUGGGCAGGACUGCUGGGAGAGUGUCACUGCCUCGGCAGCAGCCCAAAGUCUAUUCUGAGCCUUGCUGCCCAUCCCCGUGUGCCUACAGGUAACCCUCGUCCACACUUCCCCGGUCCUCAGGUAGGGAUAAAGAAGCUUCUGCCCGUCUUUGUAAGGAGGUUUCAAGCCUGGCAACGAAGAAAGGCUUGUAAAUUCUAAGAGCGAGCCUAAAAUACAGAAUCUCCACUGGCUGCAGGCAGCCAGCAGAGAAAAACAUUUCCCCGCCUCUUCUGUGGUUUGUGUAGGAACAAACUGCCGUGUACAACAUGUACACGGAGAGGCAGAAAUACAUCCUGGGGCGUUGGAUGGCUGAGGGAAGUAUUGAUGCCUGAGAAUCGAUAUCACCAGCGGGAACCUCCUUACGGGCUAAUCAUCAAGUCUGGGAAAUCAAACUGAGUAAGACGGGAUGAGGAAAUGCCAGCUGGCUAGGACCUGAGGCUGUGAAGGGGAGUGAAAUACCAGCGGUGAACGCUCCAGUAGUGCGACCAGUGCAGGAGAAGCUCCUCUUUGGGCAGAGCUGCUGCUUCGCCGUGCUGUCAUGAGGGGCCAGGAGUGACAGGAGCCAGGCUGGGGAGGUGGGAUCCCGGCUGCAGAGCUGGGUUGUGCCGGGCCGUGCGCUGCUGCGUGGCUUUGGGGUGCCGGAGCUCACGGCACCGCUGCAGCUCCUGGCCCUGCAUCCUCCACGCCGGGCUGUGUGCCCUACAACCUGCAGAUUGCAGCCCCCAGCCCUGCACCCCGCACGCUGCACCUCCCGUCCUCACCCCUGCACAACUCCAAAACCCCCCUGCCCACCUCGCAGCCCUGGGUCUGCACCCUGUGCUCGGCACCUUGCACCCUGCAGCACGUGCACCCUUGAUCCUCCGUCCCGCACCCUUGAUCCCCGUCCUGCACACUGUGCACCCUGCUUCCUCCAUCCCGCACCCCGCUGUUGGUUCAGCACCGCAUCCCACUGUCAGUCCUGGGGCCAAGUCCCGGUGCCCACCCCGGGCACUGAGCCCACCGGGGCCAGCCCUGGGGCUCCCCCCACCUCCCAGCCCCAGCCCCGCCACCGGGACCGGAGCCGCCCUGAGGCCACGGCGAGGGCUCCUCUCCCCGGCAGGCAGAGGCAGGCACGGGGCGAGUUCUCCAGGACCCCAACCCCAAGCACCCCAAUACGGUCUGGUGCCUGGGGUGCGCACCUGGAGCUGUUCUCCCGCUCCCUGCAUCUUGGUACGAGCGCUGGCAUCACCUCAGUGCACAUGGCAGCCACCAACACGUGCACCGGGGCGCAUGCUCAUGCCCCAGAGCUUCCCUCCCCGGCAGCCGGCUGGCAGGACCGCGGUGUGCGGCCUCCCCCUGCCCAUGGCAGGAUGCUCCCUGGUGCUGCUCACACACCUGAGAAAGUUGUUUCGGAGCCUGCGGCCAUGGGCCCGGAGAGGCUGCCCCUCCAACUGCAUCUGGGCAAGCGGAGAGAAGAGCUGGGACCACCGACAGAUGCGGAGGAAAAGCACAAGAACAAAACUGAAACACAGAUUUGUAAACCCAAAGAGAUGCUGACCUCCUCCCGCAGCCGGGAAGCUGUCAGACCCCGCACACCACCAGGACCGAAGCUGCCCGCACCCCGGUUUUGCAACGCAAGAGAAAAACCACCCCGUGCUCUCUUGCUGCUAGAGCCAGCGAGGUGAUCGCGCCCCGAAGCCCCUCCAGGACCCACCCUACGACAGCCAGUCUCCUUUUCGGCACAGCAUCGGUUUUUGCUCCACGAACCUCUUGCACUGCCUGCAAGGAAACGUCCUAGAAACGCCAGAAAAAUACAAAAAUCCUCUCUGCAAACUCACAGACUGAAGCGUUUCUGUCCAGACUUAAGGAGCUUCAACAUGGGUUUGCAUCUUGCCUCUGUACUGCUCGCUUCUUUUUUAAUAAUAGGGGAAAGCAUAAUAGUUUAUUUUAACUAUGAAAUAUAUUGCUAUAUUAUAAAGGUUAUUGUAACUUUCAAUUAUGGUUUUGUAUCCAACCAGUUUGUCAGCAGGCAGCGACGCCAGCCUGCUGCCAAAAUGUCUGUUUCUGAGUACAGUCACUGCUCCACGUGAGGACGGAGGCCAGGGGUAGCAGAGGAGGCUCUCUGGACUCCGUCCAGAAGGACUCCACGUGCUCCUCAGCCCUUCCACCCCCGGGCAUUAAUUCCCCUUGCCUGGAAGCUGGCCUUCAGCAGGUCUAAAUUUGCGCAGCCCGGCCACACUGGAGCUUUGCUUCUCCCUAGGGAAAGGCGCGUUCCCCUUUUCUCCCGGGGUCUCAGCCCCCUCAGAGGUUCCUGGAAAGCCAUUUCCUCCCCCAGUCGUCUUCUCUAGUGAAGGUGGGGUUCAGCUCACCGGGCACGGACUGUAUGAGGGCCAAAAUCCCCCGUUUGCCCCCGGGGAUGGAGGCUCUCAGGGACACAGCAGCGCAGGGUGCGCCGGGCUCCCCGCUGGGCUUUCGGCGCAGAGACCAAAACAUUUCGGCUCAGCACCGAGUGACACGGGCAGGAUCCGGAUAUUCUGAACUAGGGAAUCACUUGUGCCUAGAAAAGCGCGAGGGGGGCAACAUCCUCCUCCUCCUCCUCCUCCUCCUCCUCCUCCUCCUCCUCGGCAGAGCUGUGCGCCAGAAAGCACCGCGGGGCCCGAUCCUGCCCGCUGGGGCUCCCUCGCCCCCGAGCCGGGCAGCGCGGGGUUCCCUCGGGAGGAGGGACGCCGAGGCAGCGCGCUCUCUUUUUCCUCUCAGGUCAACACGUAGCUGCCGGGAUGACGGGGUAAGGACAGCCCUGCGCGGGCGACCGCUGUUGCUGCAGGUAAGGCCGCGGCGCAGGGAGGGCUCCUGCUGCGCCCGCCCAGCGGGGAACGGCCCCGAGGGGAUUCGGGCACCGUGCCCAGCUCGUGCCGGGUCUCGGGCAGGACAGGAGCUGGCCCUUGGGAGGGUUUUGGGCUUUGCAACCUGGCCUGCGGAGGCAGUAGUGUGGUUUUGGUCCCUUCCAUCUCAGACUGUGGUGGUGUGGAGAGACGAAGGGGUGGCCCCGAAUUUAGAAGAGAGACGCGGUGAGGGUGCAGGGACCUCUCAGCCUUCGGGUGCUUGGUGGUACUGAGAGCAGCUCUUCCUUACAUCCAGCCCCGAUCUGGCUGCAGCUGAUCUGCAUCACGUGUAGGACAAGAUUUGUGGGCAAAUAAGUCUUAAAUUUCCUUUUGCAGCCCUGCCCCCUGUUCCUGGGCAGUCUUCCUGUGCGGAGCGUGGCCUCGCUGGUGGCCACGGCCGGGAACGGGCAGAGCGUGUGGGACCAACUCCUGCUUUCUUCCAGAGCAAACAAAAGCCCCUGCACCAACUCUUCCAUAUCAGAGUAGUUGUCACUGUAGUGCUGUCAUUAUCGCUGUUAAUUGCUGUCGCAGCUGUGCUGCCCUGACCCUCCCAGGCCAAUUACCCCGCUGGGAGUCACGGCAGUGCCUGUACCUCACCGAGCGCUCCGGCUGUGAGCUCCAACGUCUUCUUGCUGGCCCCUGCAGCCUGAUCCCCUCCGGUAUCCCCCAGCUUGCUGUGAUGCUGCCCUGAGCUCCAUGGUGGGGCUGGCUCCAUCUGCUCCCCAUUGGGACCCAGCCCAGGACCAGACGGGGCCUUACAGCUGGGCUGGAGGAGAGGGGCUGGCUCCUCUCCUCGGGAGGGCAGGGCUGCCCCUCUCCUGCUGGCUCUGGGGGUGCCUUGAGAUUUCUAGGGUGCUUGGGCCCCCUGCGCUGCUCUCCCUUGGGUUCCUCCUGCCCCGUGUCCCCGUGGCUGGCUUGCAGCCCUGUGACCAGCAGGUAGGUUUGCUGGGGUGUUGGUGGUGACCUCUUGGGGGGUUUGGGAAGCUGCUGCUGGAAGGCUCUGCUCUGCUUCCAGCCCCAGCUUCUCCUCGCCCAGCUCCGAGCUUCCACCCCACAGCCACGUGGAGGGCGCAGGGUUGCAGGCAGGGGAUUUUGCAGGGGAAAGCCAAGCUUCUCUGUGGGAUGAGCUGUUUCCCUCCAGGUGAGUCCCGUCUGCCCCCUCUUGCUCACGCAAUGGGGCACGGGACAGGUCUCCAGCACCGUGAGCCCGGUGGCUGCUCUCAUCCGGGACGCUCGGUGCGCUCCUCGCAGCACCCGGCUCUGCUCCGUCUUCUACCCAAAGUGUUCUUCCCCUCGCGCUGCCGGCGUCCUAGCACACCCCAGCGCACCUCCUGGCCCUGGCGGAGCUGCUCGCGUCUCUGCGGUCAGGCUCCGGCCCCGGGCUUACAUUCCUCCUCCUGGUCUGAGCGUGGCUGGGUCUCCAAAACAGGGGAAGGGAGUGGGGACUUGCCUGUCCCGACAGCAUUGCCAUAAAACUGAUCUGUACCCAGAAACAGGCAUGUUUUAAACUAUGGCUUUAACCUGUUCACUGUAAAAAGUGCCUUGGACUUUAAUCUGAAGAGGUCAGUAUCUAUAAAUAUUUACCUGUGCGGUGUGUAAGUAUGCAGAUACCUAUGUAUAGUUACACACACAAAUAUAUGAUAUAUACGUACAUAUAUAAAUGCUUCGGACCCCUC
Messenger RNA from Oxyura jamaicensis (ruddy duck), 8523 nucleotides. It is a transcript of the gene KCNN3, whose product is annotated as potassium calcium-activated channel subfamily N member 3. The transcript has 8 exons. NCBI's taxonomy places the organism in Eukaryota, Metazoa, Chordata, Aves, Anseriformes, Anatidae. Gene Ontology annotation, biological process: potassium ion transmembrane transport. Gene Ontology annotation, cellular component: neuron projection; neuronal cell body; plasma membrane. Gene Ontology annotation, molecular function: calmodulin binding; small conductance calcium-activated potassium channel activity. The record is from RefSeq and is a predicted model, not a curated record. Bases 79 to 2082 code for a protein of 667 amino acids.